GUAAAUAACUCUGAAUUUUUGGAAUAAUUUACACACCUUGAUUAGGCUUCAACAAAAAGUUAAGAAAAUUGAGACAUAUAAACCUACCCCAGAAUAUAUUGAACCAAGUCAGAAGGAGUGCAAUCAACUGAUAGAAGCAAUGCUUAACUAUUUACGUGCAGCAAAGUUGCAAUACUGAGUCACACAUGAAAGAAAAUAAAACACUUUACUCAGUCACACAAAUCCUUGAGUUUGCUUCAAGAGUCCCAGAACUUCAACUUCUCAAGCUGUGAAAUGGUCUAUUUGGGAUGAUAUGUAUGGGAAGAGAUUGGAAACAAGCUAUUAAAUAUUUUGAGUCCAUGAGGACCCUUUGAGAACACCCUAGAGAAGUCAAAAUGAUCAUGAAUAUCUUGAAGAAUAUUGGAAUAUGAUACCAACACCUUAGAGAUUACCCUAAGGCAAUUGUAGCAUUCAAAUAAGGUUCUUCAGUACGCAUGGCUUCAUGAUAGCCUUGAGUGGGAAAUGCAAGCAUAUCAAAACCUUGCUACAAGUUAUUAUUACCUCAGAAAUCUAGAAAAAUGAAGAUAUUACCACACUUUAUCUAGCACUGGAUAUAUUGAAAGCAAAACUUCAUAUGUUAGGAAUCUUUGUGAAGAAAAUCUCAAGAAAAAGCUUGCUCAGAAAGAAAAGGAAAGAGAUCUUGACGAGAAAACCACGGAUCCUUCUUUGCUCAAGCUACCAAAAAGGAUAGAUGCCACACAUUACGACUCUCUUGGUGAUGAGUUCGACCCCAUUUCAAAAUUCUUUCAGGGGGUUAAGAAAAUAGCAGGAUACAAAGCUCUAUCCAAAGCUCUAGCCAUGGAAUCUACUAAGCUGAUCAAUAAGCUGGAGAAAAAUCUGAAACUAGGAGUUUCUGCACUGAAUCUUAAUAUGAAGAAGAAAAGUAUUAGUGAUACUGAGAGUGACGCAGUUAUAUUCAGCCCGAAAAGUUCAGAUAUCCUCCAAGGACUUAGCAUGCAGAGAAGAUCUACUUUAAUCAGCGCAAAAUCAUCAAGGAAGCUUCAAAAGAUAUUAAAACCAACCAUGCAGUUUUCUAAAAAGAUAGUUCUUGAGAUGGAGAAAAAUAAAACACAAAAAUUAGGCUUAACUAAGAAUGAUAGGAAGCUAUCUAUUUUAUCUCCUCGAUCACCAAAGAUAAAAUCAGCUCCUCAAAAAAUUGACUGGAGCAAUAAUGAGAAUAUUAAGAAGCAAUACAUUAGAGCAGACACCCCAGUUUCUCAAAUAGACCCGCAAGACUUACCUUCACCAAGGAUUAACCAAAAUGAAAAAGAAGAGAAAUCAGAUCAGCCUCAAAGCCGGAAGAUAAAUAAUUUCAAUAUUACUCACAUGGUUCAGCCUGAUGCAAAAUCUAGGAAUAGAAGUGGAAGCAGAAGAGCCAGGACUACAGCCCCUAAAAGCAGAAAUAAAUCAAUCAACAAGCAGUUCACCACUGUGAAUGGCAGGAAAGCAGCCAAGAAGACUACAAGCUUCGGGUUUUAUCUUAAUAAUCUGUUAGAGGCAGCUGACCAGAAUAGGCCUUCUACUAAAAAGAAACUUAUGAUGAACAAGGCAAGUUCAAUGAAGAAGUUACCCAAUUGGAAUACAGAUUAUCUAUCUGACCUUAAAGAGAAAUCAGAGAUCCGUCGUCAAAAUAACAUAAUUUCAGUGCUUGAGAAGCAAAAGGAAAAGUAUACCUUCCGAAACAUCCUUGAACGGUCAAAGAUGAUUGGAAAAGAGCCUAAAAUGGAAAUAUCCAUUGCUCACUUAUCACCAAGCAGGACCUCCAACAGGCUCUUAAACACCAUAAAACAAGCUAAUCAGACGAGAAUAAUCAGAGAAUUUGACAUACUAAAGGAAGAGCUUUACAAAGAGAAGAGGAUUGUUAAGGUCAAAUCUAGAGAGCUAAAGUAA
Moneuplotes crassus is the source of this 1929-nucleotide messenger RNA. The record is from the annotation of a GenBank genome assembly. NCBI's taxonomy places the organism in Eukaryota, Ciliophora, Spirotrichea, Euplotida, Euplotidae.